Messenger RNA from Paramormyrops kingsleyae, 2568 nucleotides. RefSeq lists its product as uncharacterized. NCBI's taxonomy places the organism in Eukaryota, Metazoa, Chordata, Actinopteri, Osteoglossiformes, Mormyridae. The record is from RefSeq and is a predicted model, not a curated record.
UCCAAUGAACGUAAAGUACCAAAAUUUAAACACUGAGCAGAAGUUAUGUUAGCCUGCUAGUUCAUUAGCAAACAGUCUUUGCACUGUAUACGAAAUAAAGUGCUUCUGGUGAAUUACAUCGCCGAAUAUGACAGAUGAAUCAACAUUUCGGUUUGAUCUUCAUGUUGGAACAUCGGUACAGAGGGAAGAUGUUGCUGAAGGUGGCUCUUUGCGCAUGAAAAACGCGCAAAGUGUCGAUCAUGUGGACGAUGGCUAUAACACCAAGAACUUUAGUAUGGAGGGUGAGAGCACUGGAUGCCACAGUGACAUCCUGGACGAGGUCUUGGGUGACACGUUGAUCAGCACCGAUGGGACUCUGGAUGGCCUCCUCCUCAGCCAUGAGUCAUUGACAGGGGAGGCUGGGCUGGGCCUGCAGCUGCAUGUGGAGACCCCUGGGAAGAGGGAGGCUGAGCCAGAGAAGAGGCUGGAGGCCAAAGGACAGACUGCAGACCAGGAGCUCCAGGAAGAGUGCAAGAGGGAUCUGAAGGAGACCAUUCAGCUUUGUGAAGUUCUGAUGUCUGAGAAGGCGGCGGUGGUUGCUGAGUGCGACUUCAUCUCCAGGGAGCUCCGUGCGCUGCAGGAGGAGAAUCAGACCCUGAAGCAGGAGAAGGAGUACUUCCUGAAGGAUAUCGAGGAGAGGCGGGAGAUGGAGGAGUUCAGGGCCCUGGAGCAGGAGAGCACCAGGCAGUGUGAGAAAGAGCUGGUCGAAGAAAUCUCCUCUCUGAAGAAGGUCGCGGAUGCAUCGGGGGCACAUAUCCAGAACCUGGAGAUGGAUCUGGCAGCCAUGGUAGCAGAGCUGAAGAGGAAGGAGGACUGUAUAACAGAGCUGCAGGCCCUUCGCCAUAAGGACUCGGCCCAGGAGAUCAGACAGCUGAAGCGCUCCCUGCAGGACGCGGAGACGCUGAGCCGCGACACCCGGAAGGAGUGGGCCAUGCUGCGCUCGGAGACACAGGCUCUGCGGGAGAGUGAGUCUGCGAUGGCCGAAGCCCACGGGAAGAUGGAGGAGGAGCUGCGGAGUCUUCAUGGGCGGCUGGAGGCGGAGAGGAAGCGCUUUAAGGAGAUGGAGGCCGAUCUGCUGAAGGAGCUACAGCGGACCUUUCAGGAGAAUGACAGGCUGACGGCUGUGCAGGCUGCGACGUGUUCCAAAGACGUUGAAGUUGGCUUGAGGUCUGCGUUGGAGCUGUCCCAGGAGAGGGAGAAGGCCCUGCAGGCCAGAGUAGCCGAACUGGAGCUGUCCCAGGUUGAGCAGAUGAGCUGGAAGAACAAACUGGGUGGCCACAAUGUCCCAUCAAGGAGGAGUGAAGAGCUUGAUGAAGAAAAUGAGCAGGUCACGCAAGCGCAGCGAGUGCUGGACCAGCAGGGACCAGUUUGGAAAAAGAAGCAGGAUGAACUUCAGGGACGAACACAGCAGGUGGCUGAGGAGCUGGAGGAGGUGAGGAAGAAGAGAGAAGACCUGAGGGACGCCGUGCAGUGGUUGGAUCACAGUGGCGAGGAAGAGGAGCUGAGGAAGAGUGAUGCUGACGGGUCACUCUGGCGGCAGUUGUGUGGGCAGGAGGCAUCGCAGUGGCAGCCUCAGGAGACGAGGAUAACAGGGCUAGAGGAGGCCCUGGCCAAAGCGGAACACAGCGUCUCCAUCCACAAGGAGGCCACGCAGCUCCUGCAGACAGAGCUGCAGGACGUUUACGCCCAACUGAGCGAGCGGGACGACGCCAUACAGACCCUGCGGCACAGACUCAAGGAAUAUCAGUUUAACAGCAGGAUGGAGCUACAGAGAAAGGACACGGAAUUCAGGGACGACCCGAAGGGGGUGGUGCUGUCUGCCCGGAACCGAGAGGAUGUGGAACCUAUAGAAGAGCCUUUACAGAAAGUCAAGGGGACCUGCAGAACACCAGUGCAUUGUGACCAAUCAGUUGUGAUUGAUUCAGGAAUGUCAUGCAACAUGUUGGAUGCCAUAAGGGGCUGCACUUUCCAGAGCCCUCUAAUGGGUAAAGAGGCCAUGAGACAGUUGAAGAAUGCUCAUCCUGAGAGUAAAGUGACCAGUCAUCAGGAGGCUGUGAAGUGGAGGCGCAGAGCCACGCAACUGAAGGAGAACCGGAGAGAUACGCACCCCCAGCAGCUGCAGUCGCCCCACACUCCCACAAGGGGGCGCCGGCUGGUCACGUCUUCAGAUGGCCGGCUCUUCGAUUCUCCAAAGAGCAAGUUCUUCGACACCCAUUCCGAUGGGGUGCACCUCGGUUGCCCUCGGCAGUUCUUCGACAACUCCACCCUGGGGGCAAUUUCCGAUGUCAGUCCUUCACUGGAGCACUGGAGUGGUACAAUACAGCCUCCGUCACCCAGGCAGGACGACAACUGCAAGGCGCAGUGAGGCCUCUCUGGCCCUUCCUGCUCACUUGUGCUGCUUUUUUUUUUUUUUUUUUUUAAUAGUUACGUGUUGUUUUUUGAUAUCACGGGAAUAGUAUGCUGUGUGCAGGAGUCUGAAGUAAAUGUAGAUAUUCAUGCAGACAUUCCAUUAAAUUGAUUCCACCCACA